AUGGCAGCAACAAGUGCAAGUGCGUCGGAGUCGGCGUUCCCCGUCACGCCGCCGGAACCAGCGAGGGUAAAUGCUGAGGCCAUAGUGUCUACACAAGCGACGGCCGAUUACGUGGACACAAUAUCAGCACCGGCUAAUGCGAGUGCAGGGGGAUUAGUGUCUACACAAGCGACGGCUAAUGCCGAGGCCACACUAUCAGCACCGGUGAGUGUGCGUACGGGGGAUUCGGCGUCUACAGAGGCUACGGACAACUCCAAGGUCACGUUUCCGACACCGGUGAGCGCGUGUAUCGAGCGUUUGGCGUCUGCUGCCGCCAUAGCCGACUCCACAGCCAUAUUGCCGAUACAAGCGAGUGUAUGGACUGGGGGACUGGCGUCUUCGAUGACCACGAAGCCGACACUGGCAAGUACAAAUACUGGAGGCGUGGGACUUGGAGUUGCGACGGCCGACUCCACGGCGGCAACACUGGAGAGUGCAAGUACUGGGGGUUUGGUGAUUGGAGCCGCGACUGCCUACUCCAUGGCCACAGUGCCGACACUGGAGAGUGCAAGUACUGGGGGUUGGUGUUUUGGGCUACAGCGGCCGACUCCACGGACACACCUGUGGCGAAGCGCGGUGAACACUCUGCCGACAAAGGGGCGUAUAGUGAGACCCGGACUUGGGGGUCAACUUCUAGGAUGUUAA
This is a messenger RNA of Phytophthora nicotianae INRA-310, 684 nucleotides long. RefSeq lists its product as hypothetical. The transcript has a single exon. Bases 1 to 684 code for a protein of 227 amino acids. The record is from RefSeq and is a predicted model, not a curated record. NCBI's taxonomy places the organism in Eukaryota, Oomycota, Peronosporomycetes, Peronosporales, Peronosporaceae.